Puccinia graminis f. sp. tritici CRL 75-36-700-3 is the source of this 1840-nucleotide messenger RNA. RefSeq names its product glutathione synthetase. Lineage: Eukaryota; Fungi; Basidiomycota; Pucciniomycetes; Pucciniales; Pucciniaceae. Gene Ontology annotation, molecular function: glutathione synthase activity; ATP binding; glutathione binding. The record is from RefSeq and is a predicted model, not a curated record. Gene Ontology annotation, cellular component: cytosol. The coding region runs from base 118 to 1716 and encodes 532 amino acids. The transcript is spliced from 3 exons. Gene Ontology annotation, biological process: glutathione biosynthetic process.
GAGCAAGUCACCCCCUCGGAGGGUCUUGUGUUGAGUUCGGCCGCGUCUGAGGGCGCGGGUGCCGAGCCCCUCCAUUCCAGAAUCAGUCCACCGUCAAGCAAAAACAUUCAUCCAUCCAUGUCGACUCGUCAACUCCCAGCCUGGCCACCAACGCUCCCCGCUAUCCACCUCGAUGAACUACGACAAGCCGGUGCUACCUACGCCCUGGCAAACUCGCUAAUAUUCAAGCUCCACUCUCCAACUGGUGUCCAUGGAUCCCACGUGCCCUUCACCUUACUUCCCUCUCCCUUUCCACGAGAUCAAUUCGAAAAGGCGGAAAGAAUCCAGACGGCCUACAAUCAACUCUAUAUGAACAUCGCUUCAAGUCCCGAAUUAAUCCGAGAAGUACUAGGACAAUCGAUCUCCAAAGUAGAUCCAUUUGUUGGACGACUCUACGAACUGUGGGAGGCGCUUGAGAAGGAAGAGGCGGAGGAUGUGAUGGACGAGCACUUCUCCCUGGGGAUCUUUCGGAACGAUUUUCUGCUUCAUCAAUCAGAACCCAGCCAGCCUCUGGCCAUCAAGCAAGUAGAGUUUAAUACGGUCAGCGUUAGUUUCGGUAGUCUGGCCUCAAAAGUCUCGGGAUUACAUCGCUAUCUCGCUGGUCUCACAACCAUCUUCAACCGAUCACAACUGCCCGAAUCUCCCAAUCAAGCCCUUCAAUCAAUAUGCAAGGCACUUCGAAUGGCCCAUCAGCACUACGAAGCCGUAGAAUGCCCGGAUAAUCCACCAGUAAUUCUCAUGAUCGUCAAGCCGAACGAAAACAAUAUCUUUGAUCAAUCAUUAAUUGAAUUCCAACUAGAUUCCGAACCAGAUUCAAUCCGGAUGAUCAGGCUAUCUUGUCACGAGGUUCUCAAGCUAACGACAAUAGACCCGGUGACCAAGAAGAUUUUCUAUGUGGGCGGGGACAUGAAGAGGGAAGCAUCGGUAGUUUAUUAUCGUUCGAUGUAUGGACCUGAGGAUUUCGUCAGUGAGGAUGAUUGGAAGGGCAGAUACCAGCUAGAACGAUCCCGAGCGAUCAACUGUCCCAGCCUGUCGAUCCAACUGGCGGGCUGUAAAAAGUUCCAACAGAUCCUGACGGUGCCCCAGUUCUUGGAGACUCAUCGCGAGUUAUUAAGGGCACAUAUCGAGCCAGAGGGAUGGGAGGAAGUGCGGUCGAGCUGGACGGCGAUGUAUUCGCUGGACGAUCCGGCCGGGCUCCAGAUUGCAAGCAACCCGGCCCAAGCCCGCGACUUCGUCCUCAAACCUCAGCGCGAGGGCGGCGGAAAUAACAUGUAUGGUCUCGCCCUCCCGGCCUUUGUGGGCCAGCUUUCGGCGGCGGAAAGGCAGACUUACAUCCUCAUGAGCUUGAUCAAAACGCCCCCGAAAGUCUUCAACUACUUGGUCCGAUCUUCGCCCCAUAACCCAACCGAUUCCACUCCGUCCCACGCCCAUCAUCCCAAGCCUAUCGAUCCCCUCCCCUCCACCCAAAUCAUAUCCGAAUUGGGCAUCUACGGCUUCUCGUUGUUGUCUAGAAAGAGGCACAAAACUUCGGCUCUCACCCAGCAAAGUACUCCAGCGGUUCAUACACUCUUGUUCAACUUUCAAGCCGGCCACAUCCUUCGUACCAAAGAUUCCCAAUCUGGCGAGGGCGGCGUGGCUAUCGGCAUCAGUUGUCUAGACUCCCCGCUCUUGAUCUGACAUUUUGACUCAAGUUGAACAACGCUGGGCCGCUACACUAACCGUAGCGGUUAGUGUAGCGUAACGCAGCUGAAUCGCUGUUAGCGAUUAGCGUAGCGUAGCGGAAUUCCGCCAUGACACCGCU